Boleophthalmus pectinirostris (great blue-spotted mudskipper) is the source of this 4075-nucleotide messenger RNA. RefSeq names its product catenin (cadherin-associated protein), alpha 2 (gene ctnna2). NCBI's taxonomy places the organism in Eukaryota, Metazoa, Chordata, Actinopteri, Gobiiformes, Gobiidae. Bases 282 to 2999 code for a protein of 905 amino acids. Gene Ontology annotation, molecular function: beta-catenin binding; actin filament binding; cadherin binding. Gene Ontology annotation, biological process: cell migration; cell-cell adhesion. The transcript is spliced from 18 exons. The record is from RefSeq and is a predicted model, not a curated record. Gene Ontology annotation, cellular component: adherens junction; actin cytoskeleton; catenin complex.
CCCUCAGUUGCACCUGCUCUCUCCAUACAGCAGUCGGAGCGCUGGGAGGGGCAUUAUUUAGCAGCGAGCUGUAGGAGGAGGAGGCAUUUCCGUAACACCGACACAAGCGUGUAGCCUCAUUCAGCUUCAGCACCACAUCAUUGAGGAAAGCGUCCAGAUUGAGGAAUUUCCACUAUUCCGAGUGGAAUAUUUCAAGAAGAGGACUAUUUUAGUGGGAAUACCGGCGUUUCACUGAGUUCACAGCCGUACAAGAAGAGUGAUCUCCUGCAGAGUGCGAUACCAUGACAGCUGCCACAUCCCCCAUUCUGUUAAAAUGGGACCCAAAGAGUUUGGAAAUACGCACCCUGACGGUGGAGCGGCUGCUGGAGCCCCUGGUCACGCAGGUGACUACGUUGGUGAACACGAGCAACAAAGGGCCAUCCAGUAAGAAGAAGGGUCGCUCUAAGAAGGCCCAUGUGCUGGCUGUGUCUGUCGAGCAAGCCACUCAGAACUUUCUGGAGAAGGGGGAGCAGAUCGCCAAAGACAGCCAGGACCUGAAGGAGGAGCUCAUCGCCGCUGUGGAGGAUGUCCGAAAGCAAGGUGAGACCAUGCGGAUGGCUUCCUCUGAGUUUGCUGAUGACCCGUGCUCCUCUGUCAAACGAGGGACGAUGGUGCGAGCUGCCCGGGCCCUGCUGUCUGCUGUCACCCGUCUCCUCAUCCUCGCCGACAUGGCCGAUGUCAUGAGACUCCUCACGCAUCUCAAAAUUGUGGAGGAGGCUUUAGAGGGAGUAAAGAAUGCCACCAACGAACAGGAUCUGGCUAACCGCUUCAAGGAGUUUGGAAAAGAGAUGGUGAAGCUUAAUUAUGUAGCAGCCAGGAGACAGCAGGAGCUCAAAGAUCCCCAGUGUCGAGAUGAGAUGGCCGCUGCUCGUGGGGCCCUGAAGAAGAAUGCCACCAUGUUGUACACAGCCUCACAGGCCUUUCUGCGCCACCCGGAUGUGGCUGCCACCCGCGCCAACCGGGACUACGUGUUCAAGCAGGUGCAGGAGGCCAUAGGGGGCAUCUCCAGUGCAGCCCAGGCCAACUCUCCCACUGAGGAGAAGCAUGGACACGCCGGCAUCGGGGAGCUAGCAGCUGCUCUCAAUGAGUUUGAUAACAAGAUCAUUCUGGACCCUCUGACAUUCAGCGAGGCACGUUUCCGCCCGUCUCUGGAGGAGCGCCUGGAGAGCAUCAUCAGCGGAGCGGCGCUGAUGGCCGACUCCUCCUGCACCCGCGACGACCGCCGAGAACGCAUCGUGGCUGAGUGCAACGCCGUGCGGCAGGCCCUCCAAGACCUGUUGAGUGAAUACAUGAACAAUACUGGCAGGAAAGAAAAGGGUGAUCCUCUGAAUUCAGCUAUUGACAAGAUGACAAAAAAGACCAGGGACCUGCGUAGACAGUUGAGGAAGGCGGUGAUGGACCACAUCUCGGACUCGUUCCUGGAGACCAACGUGCCUCUCCUGGUGCUCAUCGAGGCGGCGAAGAGUGGAAACGAGAAGGAGGUCAAGGAGUACGCCCAGGUGUUCCGCGAACAUGCCAACAAGCUGGUGGAGGUGGCUAACUUGGCUUGUUCCAUCUCUAACAAUGAAGAAGGUGUGAAGCUCGUCCGCAUGGCUGCCACCCAGAUCGACAGCCUAUGUCCACAGGUGAUCAACGCAGCGCUCACUCUGGCUGCGCGCCCACAAAGCAAGGUGGCCCAGGACAACAUGGACGUGUUCAAAGACCAGUGGGAGAAACAGGUGCGCAUCCUGACCGAGGCCGUGGACGACAUCACCUCUGUGGAUGACUUCCUUUCUGUGUCAGAGAACCACAUUCUGGAGGACGUCAACAAGUGUGUGAUAGCUCUUCAGGAAGGGGACGUGGACACUCUGGACAGGACCGCCGGAGCCAUCCGCGGACGGGCCGCUCGAGUGGUCCACAUCAUCAAUGCUGAGAUGGAGAACUACGAGCCUGGGGUGUACACCGAGAGGGUGCUGGAAUCUAUCAAGCUCCUGUCCGAAACAGUCAUGCCUCGUUUCGCUGAGCAGGUGGAGGUGGCGAUAGAGGCCCUGAGUACGAACCCUCCGCAGGCCUUUGAGGAAAAUGAGUUCAUUGAUGCCUCGCGAUUGGUCUACGACGGCGUCCGUGACAUCCGGAAAGCUGUGCUCAUGAUCAGGACACCAGAGGAGCUGGAAGACGACUCGGACUUUGAGCAGGAGGACUACGAUACUCGCAGCAGGACCAGCAUCCAGACUGAAGAUGACCAGCUUAUUGCCGGACAGAGUGCAAGGGCGAUCAUGGCUCAGCUGCCUCAGGAGGAGAAGGCCAAGAUCGCAGAGCAGGUGGAGAGCUUCCGACAGGAGAAGUGCAAACUGGAUGCCGAGGUGGCCAAGUGGGACGACAACGGCAAUGACAUCAUCGUGCUGGCCAAACAGAUGUGCAUGAUCAUGAUGGAGAUGACCGACUUCACCAGAGGGAAAGGACCCCUGAAGAACUCCUCAGAUGUGAUCAACGCCGCUAAGAAGAUUGCAGAGGCCGGUUCCAGGAUGGACAAAUUGGCUCGAGCUGUUGCAGAUCAGUGUCCGGACUCGGCCUGUAAGCAGGACCUGCUGGCCUACCUGCAGAGGAUCGCCCUGUACUGUCACCAGCUCAACAUCUGCAGCAAAGUGAAAGCCGAGGUGCAGAAUCUGGGCGGAGAGCUCAUUGUGUCCGGGCUCGACAGCGCCACCUCCCUGAUCCAAGCCGCCAAGAACCUCAUGAACGCCGUGGUGCUGACGGUCAAGGCGUCCUACGUGGCCUCCACCAAAUACCAGAAGGUCUACGGCACGGCGGCGGUCAACUCCCCCGUGGUCUCCUGGCGCAUGAAAGCCCCGGAGAAGAAACCCCUGGUGAAGAGGGAGAAACCCGAAGAAUGCCAAACCCGCGUCCGGAGGGGCUCUCAAAAGAAACACAUCUCCCCGGUCCAGGCGCUCAGUGAAUUCAAGGCCAUGGACUCCUUCUAAAAAAAUAAUAAUAAUAAUGGUGAUGAUAACGUGAAAAUUUCCCAACAUGGUGGUGUGUUGGAUUCUUUUUACAUUGUGUUAAUCCACCUCUGUUUGCUUGGCCGGAGACGCCUCGAUCUGGACUACUACUGCCACUCAACAGAGGAGGCCAGCGCGUACAUACACGACACAAAACACUAUUUAUCUUAUUGCUUAAUAUGUGCGAGCGAAAUGUCACACAGUACGUCUGAAAAAGAACAAAAAAAGUAAAAGAAAACAUAUCAAAAAGGAGGCGUGGGGAGUGACAUCCUAAAUAUGUUUGUGGCAGUUACUUUUAGCUCUGAUUACUGUGCUACUGACUGGUUGCUUGUAUACACAUUUAAAGUGAAUGGACUGGACUGGUGCAGUAGUUGCUUUAAUGGGAGACAGUGAUGGUGUACGCUCCCGUUUUUGACUUUUCAUUUGAAUUUGAAUGUUAACCCGUAGUACUAGGAAUAACUUAUCUUACCUGAAAGUGUUGGACAUAGUACCCUUUCCCCCAUGAUUAUAAUGAAUAAUAAAUGAUCCACAUGGUGUUUUUUAUAUGAAGCACACGUAUGGUCAAAUGUAUUGUCAAUUUUUACAAACCCAGUUCCAGAAAUUGUGGCGAGAACAAGACUGUGGUGAGUAGAAAACCGCAUAGAAAUUGUUGUUUUGAUUACGAGUGAUUGCGAGACACGCGCUAAAGUCUUAUUAAGUUUCAUCAAAAAGCAGCUUUCAUUUUAAUUCAAAACGGAGUGUUUUUGUCACAUUCAAACAUCCUUUACUUAUAAUAGCAACAGAAAACAAAGAAUUAAAACUUGUAAAAUAUUUCAUCUGAUCGUUUGCAAACCUUUUCUUGUUAUUUUUUGCACUUUUGUUUACACCAUCUCUGUUUUUGGAACUGGACUUGUAAUUAGAAUUAUUUAAUGGUUCCAUCACUAACUUUGAUGACUGAAAGAUGUGUAGCAUAUAGAUCAGACUGAGAGAUAUUUGACUAAUUGUGGUUUUGCUCGGAGUAUAGACCUCUUGCAUACAGUUCCUUUUCUUCACCCUACUCUAAUAAAACCUCAACUUGA